AUGAUAACUGGCGCCGAGGGUAGGCAAACGCACACACUGUUGGACUUAAAAAAGCAGCAAUGGGCGAAGGAGCGUGAGGAAAUCGCGCGCAUGGACGAACUCAUCUCCUCCUCGCACCAUCAUCAGCACUCAACCAUGGCAUCAUCGCAUCAUUCGCACAAAAUCGAACGCACCUCCAUACGCACCUACUAUUCGAAUAUGGAUGUGAGUCAACAGCGCAGCUCGCGUCAGCAAUUAUUCCAGCAACAGCAACAGCAACAGCAGCAGCCAUUGCAACCGUACGCACCAGAAUUGCUGCCACGCUAUGCGCAACACAACGUCAAUCCUUACGCCGUGCCGCUGACACAAAGCAACAUGCCAGUGCAACAUGCUGCACGGCAGCAACAACAACAUUUACGCGGUGGCAAUAGCUAUGACUAUGAACUCGAGCGCUACGUAGACGUGGUCGACGAUGAGCUGGGCAUUGAUGGUGAUUAUGAAGAUGAUGAUUGCGGCUACCAACGCAUGCGUCCGCCGGCGCGACGUGCCACCUUCAUGCCACAUGGACCAGGACGUCGAAAUCACACGACCAGCAUGAUGUCGCAAAUACCAGGACAACGCAAAUAUGCUUACGAUGAGCUGACGUUGCCCGGUGCGGGUCUGCAGACGGCCAAAGCGCGCAUGCAACAUGCACCGCCAAUGCCACAGCAGCAGCAACAACCUCCGCUUGCGCCACAAAUGCGCAUACGCAGCCCAAGUUUGCCGAUAAUACGCCACCAGGACUACGUCAAACGACAGGCGCCGCAGCAGCAGCGAAUGCCUGGUGGCAUACCGCAACAGAAAAUACCACCACAAGCUACACAACUUGCGCCAGCGGCGGUAUGCGGUGAUGGCAUUCCUGUGGGUGCGCCUAGCAACGCGCUUCAUCGAUCUAACAAUCCAGUUAAUCCUGGUUGCCCGGAGGAAGACACCUCAGGCUAUCGCAGCGAUUCACCGAAGAACCCACACACGCCGGAAAUCUGGUAUAACGAUGCCGCCAGUUUGCAACGCAGCGGCAGCAGCACGACGAAUAGCGGCUUGUUGGGCGCUGAUGGCAGUGGUGUGGAGUUGGGUGCGGCACCCAUUGCCGUAGGUGUGGACGGCGUCAUUGCGGGAACCAACGAGGUGGCAGGACGCGCUAAACGUUCAAUAACAGGUCAACAACUGGCGAAAUGUCAGAAGCAACAACAAAUGCAACAAUAUGCAUGCGAUGAGGUGCAACAGCAGCAACAGCAACAACAAAUUAUGAACUCCACCUACGUUGUGGCACGCUCAUAUAACAGCGGCAUGGACGACAGUUGCCAGGGCAGCUACUACAUGACACCGCUGAGUCCCUCCAACCUCAGCACACGCGAUAUUUCCACCUCCAAUACAUACCCCAUACAUCCCGGCGAUCAGCACGAGUACUAUGCCAACGCAACAACAGCACAGCAGACACACGACGAACGCGAACGUGCUAAGUGGACUAAUUACAAUAGCAACAGUGAGUACACGGGGAAACCUAUUAACGGUCCGAACUGGCUGAAUCGUGGCCUACACGAGCUGAAGGAUAGCGAAGACGACACGCAAUCGAUGCACUCGUCUUAUUUACGCGGUCAGAACGCGCCCGUUGAUCCCGUCACUAUGGCCGAACGCAUCGACAAACGACGCAAGGCAGCCGAGUAUCACAAUGCGAUCAAACAGCAGCUGCACGAGCGCGAAAUGUUGCGCAAGUGGGAGAUGGAGCGACACAAGCAAGAGGAAAUGCUGGAAGAGGAGCGCUUACGUAGGCAGAAACAACUGGAGCAGGAACGUUUGGAAUAUGAACGGCGGCAACAAAUGGAACGUGAAACGGUGCAAAAGAAGAAGCAACAAGCAAUGUUGGAUGCGAUUGCGAAGGCAGAAGAGGCAGCUAAGCAGGACAAACAGCGCAAGCGUAAGCAACGUGUGCCGCCGAUGGAGAAGGAGCAGAAGGAGCAAGAGGCUGAGACUGCAGAAGCAGAGGAAGUUAAGAUGACAAAAGCGAAAGUUAAUACUCGCAAUCGACCGAAGAGAAGUGUAACCGUUCAACAACACGAUGACAAAGCCGAGUAUGAAAGACAACCUGACAAGAGAGAGAAAACUGAGCGGGCACACGCAGUACCGAAUGUUGAGGAGCCUGCGGGGCCAUCCACAACACCACCGCCAAAAGAGGAGGAAGCUGGGUUGUUUGAGAAUCCAGCAAUGAAAACUAAAUCACAAGCACUAACUUUGGAGACCAAAAAUGUGGAACGUCUUGAAGAGGUAGAAGAAGAAGAAGAAGAGGAGAGGGUGCUCAUAGGUACGCCCAUAAACUUACGACGAAAUAUUAAGAAGAAAAUUGUAAAUGCCACCGAGGCUACGAAGGAGCCGAAGAAGAUGCAGGCUAAAGUCGACGUACAGCCCGAGAAUGUGGCUGUUAUCAUGCAGCCAGCCACGCUUAUACCGCUACCCGUGACGUCCGACAUAUUUGGAUUACAGAAUGCCAUUGGGAAUCUACAGAUCGCUACAUAUUGGAUGCAACAGCAGCUGAAACCGAAUACCGCUGCUUCGACGAUGGACUUUUCGAAAACAACCGGCGAUGUCACACAACGAACGGCAACUUCGAUCUCCACGGAAGAUGGCUAUCAGAUGGAGAGUGUGGUUGAAGACCAGCAAAAGACUGUUGUGGGGGUUGAAGAGAAGAAGGUGGAUGAGAAGGAAGAAGAUAAGUUAACUAAGAAUACUAAUGGAAAUCCCAAACACGAAGAGCUAGCGCUCAUACCACUUGAGACCAGGCCAGCAGUUACGGGUAAGCAGCACUUAAUUGAACCACAAGCGCAUCAGGAUGUGGAGACACAAACAGAAUUACCACUCAAUUGCGAUCUCUGCCUAUUUCAUGACAAUUUCUACAAAGUGCUACUGAAGCGCGAAGUUUCUACCACAACAACAACGCAGACAUCUAAGACCAAAGAUAAACCAGCUAAAGAGGCGGAUAAGGAUCAAGAGACAACAACUACUACUACAACCACAACGACCACGACCUUUAAGGCGAAGGCCAAAGACAAGGAUAAGGAGAAGGAAAAGGACAAGGACAAAGAUAAAGAUAAAGACAAGGAAAAGGAAAAAGAGAAAGAACGCGAACGCGAACGUAAUAAGCGUAAUCAGAAGGACGGCGUGCCACACAAUGCAAGUCUCACUGUGAGCACACAUAAUAACCACAAUCACAAAGUAGACGACCGCCCCAAGUGGGGUGUGAAUCGGCCUGUCGUGCAAUAUGUCAAGGCCAGCGAACGCGACCCCUUCUAUUUGCGCAACAAGAAGAAGCACAAUAGUAAUCAUCACAUCAAGGCGCCUCGUUCACAGUCGGUUGAUGCGCGACUCGAUAGUGCCGCCGCUGACGCCGAAGAUGGUGAGACGGACCGUGAUGCCGAUAGCGCCGGUGAGCACGAGAGCUCGUCAAAUGUGGAAGAAGGCUUUUUAUUGAAGGCACGCAAUGUCUGCACGGAAAUUUUGCCCAUCAAAACGGAUGAGAAGGGGCGCAUAUUUUUGAAUUUUCGCGAAGCAAGCGCCAUUAUGAAUGAGGAUGAGAUCAAAGACAAGUUAAGGCAGCGUUACUUUAAUUUCGGUCGCAUACUGCCGCGUCGCAGUUGGGCUUCGGCCACACAGCAGGGUUUGCAGUUCAGAGCAAUGGCUGCGAAGGCGAUCGCAGCUCAGCCCACAGCGCAUUUAGCUGAUGAUUAGGUAACACCUGUUUCUUAAAGGUAUUAUAUUACAGAAAGGUGGAUGGGUGAAGUCUGGGCAUACCACAUUGGUAAUAACUAGCGUACAUUAUGAUUUUUUCUUGUGAAAUGUAUGCAGAAGAGGAAAUAUAAGUGAAAGAGUUUUGGCAAAAUUGAAAAACAAGCUGCAGCAAAAUGAGGUAUCUAUUGUGACAUUAAAUUACUGAAAAAUUCUUCUACAGACAUUACUUCUCUUAGUUGCAACUAUUUAUGUAUUCAUCCCAUCCGAAUCGAAGGGCCUGUCUAUACUUAAGUUUUCUAUAGUUGACCUAAUUGGUCU
This is a messenger RNA of Bactrocera latifrons, 4056 nucleotides long. RefSeq lists its product as uncharacterized. The record is from RefSeq and is a predicted model, not a curated record. Gene Ontology annotation, cellular component: microtubule; cilium. The transcript is spliced from 3 exons. Gene Ontology annotation, molecular function: microtubule binding. Bases 1 to 3738 code for a protein of 1245 amino acids. NCBI's taxonomy places the organism in Eukaryota, Metazoa, Arthropoda, Insecta, Diptera, Tephritidae. Gene Ontology annotation, biological process: cilium assembly.